AUGCCUCCCAAGAAGCAAGUUGAAGAGAAGAAGAUUCCGCUCGGCAGGCCAGGCAACAAUUUGAAGACGGGUAUCGUCGGCCUAGCAAACGUCGGCAAGUCGACUCUCUUCCAAGCUAUCACCAAGUGUUCACUUGGUAACCCCGCCAACUUUCCAUAUGCCACCAUCGACCCAGAAGAGUCUCGCGUCCUCGUUCCCGACGAGCGCUUUGACUGGUUGGUAGAGCACUACAAGCCCAAGUCGGUCGUGCCCGCCCAUUUGACCAUCUACGACAUUGCUGGUCUGACGCGCGGUGCCUCCACUGGUGCUGGUCUCGGUAACGCCUUCUUGUCGCACAUCCGUGCCGUCGAUGCCAUCUUCCAGGUCGUCCGAUGCUUCGACGAUGCCGAGAUCAUCCACGUCGAGGGUGACGUAGACCCAAUCCGUGACUUGGACAUUAUUGCCGAGGAGCUACGAUUGAAGGACAUUGAGUUUGUCGAGAAGGCCCUCGCCAACCUUGUCAAGGAAACUCGCAGAGGCGGUCAGAGUUUGGAGAUGAAGAAGCUCAAGGAAGAGCAGGCUACAGUUGAGAAGGUCCUCGAUAUGCUUAAGAAUGGCAAGGACGUCCGAAAGGGCAACUGGUCACCUAAGGAGGUCGAGCACAUCAACCCUCUUUUCCUUCUCUCCGCUAAGCCUGUUGUAUACCUUGUCAACUUGAGCGAGAAGGACUACAUCCGCCAGAAGAACAAGCAUCUUCCCAAGAUUGCUGAAUGGGUCAAGACUAACGCCCCUGGCGACCCAAUCAUUCCCAUCUCUGUGCAGCUCGAGGAGCGCAUUGCUGUCAUGUCCGAUGAGGAGGCUGCCGAGGAACUCAAGAACCUCAACACCAAGUCGGCACUUCCCAAGGCCAUCCAGACGAUGCGCAAGGCUCUCCAGCUCGGCAGCUUCUUCACAACUGGUACCGACGAAGUCCGACAAUGGACAAUAAGAACAGGCACCAAGGCGCCACAAGCUGCCGGUGUCAUUCAUGGAGACUUUGAAAAGACAUUUAUUCAGGCAAUUGUGUACAACUACCAGACUCUGAGGGAAGAGGGUGACGAAGCCACUGUCAAGGCAAAGGGCAAGAUCAUGACCAAGGGCAAGGAUUAUGUUGUUGAGGAUGGCGAUAUCCUGCUGAUCAAGGCGGGUGCUGCCAAGGCAUAG
Messenger RNA from Bipolaris sorokiniana ND90Pr, 1182 nucleotides. RefSeq lists its product as uncharacterized. Gene Ontology annotation, molecular function: ATP binding; GTP binding; ATP hydrolysis activity. Bases 1 to 1182 code for a protein of 393 amino acids. Lineage: Eukaryota; Fungi; Ascomycota; Dothideomycetes; Pleosporales; Pleosporaceae. The record is from RefSeq and is a predicted model, not a curated record. The transcript has 4 exons. Gene Ontology annotation, cellular component: cytoplasm.